AUGGCACCAAAUCCACUUGCCAAUUGGGAGAAGAUUGGCAACAGCUUUUAUCGCAAGAUUGCCAUCUACGACGCCAUAUUUGAAGAUGAUGUGGAGUUAGAAAACUACAUUGUCGCGGGCGCCCCCUACGGUGGAGCUAUUGCACUACACCGUGAUGAAACUAAGCCGCUACGGUUGCGGGAUGGACAGGGUUCCCGAUCAACAGUUGACAUCUAUUCUUGCGCUGGACAACGCAUCAAUCGGAUCAACUGGGAGCAGGCCACAAUCAGGGGAUUGGGAUGGUCCGACAAGGAGGAGCUGUUGAUUGUCUCCGAAGACGGCACCGUACGACGUUACCUCGGCUUAGAUGGCGAGUUCACGUCUUUUUCCCUUGGCAAUGGAGCUGAAGAAUAUGGCGUGAGAUCCUGCCAGUUCUGGUCAUCAGGUCUCGUGGCAUUGCUUUCCAAUAACCAACUAAUCGUUGUGUCUAAAUAUGACGAGCCACGCCCGCGACUCUUGGCGCCCUGUCCAGAAGGCGAGGUCUCCUCGUGGGCAUUGAUUCCGCCAGCUCAUACACUGUCACGCUCCGUCGAAGUCCUAUUGGCUGUUGAUAAAACGGUCUUUCUGAUUGAUUCAACAGAAGCGGAAGACAAAAUUCUACAAAAUGGACCCUUCAAGCAUAUUAGCGUGUCGCCCGACGGACUAUCUGUUGCACUUUUCACCGCAGAAGGGAAAUUGUGGGUUGUGAGCAAUGAUUUCCAAAGCAAAACCAGUGAAUACGAUUCCAAAUCACGGGUGCCUCCAAGCACAGUGGCUUGGUGUGGUAAGGAAGCUGUUAUUCUUGCCUGGGAGGAUGAGAUACACCUCGUAGGAUUGAAUGGAGUUGCGUCAAAAUAUUAUUAUGACGGCCGCGUGCAUGUGGUACCUGAGUUUGAUGGCGUUCGCCUCGUCACCAAUGACACAUGUGAAUUCUUACACAAGGUCGCAGCUGUUACUGAAGAAAUAUUCCGUCUUGGAUCAUCUUCGCCCGCGUCCGUUCUCCUGGACUCGGUGGAUCAGUUAGAGAAGAAAUCGCCCAGGGCCGAUGAGAACAUUCAACGCAUUCGAUCCAGUCUUCCCUCGGCAGUUGAUAGUUGCAUAAAAGCAGCGGGUCAUGAAUACGACGGUUACUGGCAAAAGCGGCUAUUGAAGGCUGCGUCGUUUGGCAAAUCUGUCCUUGAUCUUUACAACAGCGACGAGUUUGUUGAGAUGACCGAAAAGCUGCGCGUUCUCAAAACUUUGAGAGAUUACAGGAUUGGUUUGCCCUUGACCUACGAGCAAUACCUACGUCUCACACCAGAUGGGCUAGUUGAACGUCUGAUAAACCGACAUGAGUAUUUGCUCGCAAUUCGGAUCUCGGAAUAUCUCCAGAUUCCCGCUGACAGAGUGUAUGUUCAUUGGGCAAGCCAGAAGGUCAAAGUGUCUACAGUUGACGACGAAGCCGUGUGCAAGCUCAUUGUGCAAAGACUCGAGGGAAAGCCAGGCAUUUCUUUUGAGGUCAUUGCUCAGGCAGCCUAUGACGAGGGCCGAUCUCAUCUGGCCACUCAAUUGCUAAAUCAUGAACCCCGGGGUGGCAAGCAAGUUCCACUGCUGCUGAACAUGGAAGAAGAUGAACUGGCUCUUGAUAAGGCCAUCGAAAGCGGAGAUGAUGAUCUCGUCAACUACGUGUUACUGCAUCUCAAGAGCAAACUUCCUCUUGCAAGUUUCUUCCGACUGAUCAACACUCGCCCCAUGGCUUCUGCGCUUGUUGAGACAGCCGCACGAGGCGAUGAUACAGACCUUCUCAAGGAUCUCUUCUACCAAGAUGAUCGGCCCAUUGAUGGUGCCAAUGUGCUACUGACCGAGGCCUUGCGCGAAUCUGAUCGGGCACGCCAAGCCGAAAAGCUACAAUUAGCAUCUCGCCUCUUGUCAGACUCCAAGGAACCCACGGUGCUAUUGAACCAGAAACUAGUUACCGAGGCCUCCCAGCUUCUGAAAACUCAGGAGGCACUAGACAAAGACUUGGCAGACAACAGCGAGUACCUAGGCCUCAGCUUGAAUGAGACGGUCUACGGCCUCGUUCGAGCGGGAUACAGCAAAAGAGCACAGAAGAUCCAGAGUGAAUUCAAAAUGCCGGAGAAAACAUUCUGGUGGUUGAGAUUGAGAGCCCUGGUGGCUAAACGUGAUUGGGGGGAGCUAGAAGAAAUCGCUAGGGUCAAGAAAUCCCCAAUCGGAUGGGAGCCUUUUUACAACGAGAUUUUGGGUGCUGGAAACACAAAACUUGCUUCAGGAUUCGUGCCAAAGUGCACCCACCUGCCUCCUGCCGAGAGAAUUGAAAUGUGGGUAAAGUGUGGAAUGAUUGUGAAGGCGGGAGAAGAGGCGCAAAAGACGAAGGACCUCAACACCCUGGAACUUCUCCGGACCAAGGCCUCUGGUCCCGCAGCCACCGAGAUCGAGCGUAUGAUCAACCAGCUUAAGCCGAGGAAAUGA
Molecule: messenger RNA, 2487 nt
Organism: Penicillium brevicompactum
Lineage: Eukaryota; Fungi; Ascomycota; Eurotiomycetes; Eurotiales; Aspergillaceae
Gene: vp16
Product: tethering complex subunit VPS16
Exons: 7
Coding region: 1-2487 (828 amino acids)
Biological process (GO): vacuole fusion, non-autophagic; intracellular protein transport; endosomal transport
Cellular component (GO): lysosomal membrane; HOPS complex; endosome
Molecular function (GO): actin binding
Source: RefSeq, a predicted model, not a curated record